Messenger RNA from Chenopodium quinoa (quinoa), 1187 nucleotides. RefSeq lists its product as uncharacterized. The transcript has 2 exons. The record is from RefSeq and is a predicted model, not a curated record. The coding region runs from base 284 to 832 and encodes 182 amino acids. NCBI's taxonomy places the organism in Eukaryota, Viridiplantae, Streptophyta, Magnoliopsida, Caryophyllales, Amaranthaceae.
UCGAUCAACGGGUCUUACAACUUUACAGAAAAAUAAUCAUUCGAUCAAUGGGUCUUACAGCUUUACAAGUAUUUAGGAUCGAAUAUGCUCUAUAGCAUUGCAUAAUCUUAUCUAUGAUCAUCGUCCUAAUCAGCUUUUGGACUUUUCCUCACUCAGUAAUCCAUUUUUUAAUGUAACUCCAUUUUUCUUCUCUACCCUCCUCUCUCCUACAAAUUCCGACUCUUCUCUAUUCAUUUUCUCGCUCCUCUGAAAAACCUUCAUCUUCAAUUCUUCAACAUCAUCAAUGGCUUCCGCAAAACCCUACCUCACCAUUUUCUCUCUCCUCUUCAUCAUCACCAUUUCUCUCUCCUUAACUCCAUCCUUCUCUCAAUCUCCAACUCCGCCUUCCGUCUUCGAUAUUCUCCCCAAAUUCGGCCUCCCAAGCGGCCUCUUACCCAACUGCGUCAACAACUACACUCUCUCUCCCGAUGAUGGCACUUUCGUCGUUGACCUCGACACUUCUUGCUACAUUCAGUUCGAUUACCUGGUUUACUACGAGAAACGCAUCACUGGAACCCUAAAAAUUGGGUCGAUUACUAAUUUGAAAGGAAUUCAAGUCAAACGAUUCUUGUUUUGGUUUGAUGUUGAUGAAAUUAAGGUCGAUUUGCCUCCUUCCGAUUCGAUUUACUUUCAGGUUGGUUUGAUUAACAAGAAGCUCAGUGUUCAUCAGUUUGAAACUAUUCAUUCUUGCCGUGAUUCCGUUUCUGCUGCUCGCGGCGCGAACCUUCGUUCUUGGAGCUUCGAGCUUCCACCUCCUAUUGAUGGAGAUAUCCCUAUGUUGCUGACCGAAUAAAAUGCAUCACUUAUCAGUGAUGAAUGAAGGCACAGAUUGCUUGUUUUCCCCAUAGUCUAAUAGCAGAAGCUGAGAUGGCCUUGCCGUAAGACGGAAGUUUGGUCUCCGGCUGCUUAAGAUAAAAGUAUAAUAUGUACAUGUCCCAUGUUUUAAGGGCUUACACUUGUAUUACUAUUUAGUGUAGAAUUCUUCUCUGAUGAAUGUAUCGGAGAAAAUGUAGCCUAGUAAUACCCACUACCUAGUACCUAGAAUAUGUGUGUAAUACUGUAAACAAUCCUGUGAUGGAUAUUUUCGGCAUCCUGGAAUCUACUAUUUCGUACAUGUUAUCUACUUUGAGUUUCUGCUUCGCUUUUAA